Messenger RNA from Coregonus sp. 'balchen', 11778 nucleotides. The record is from the annotation of a GenBank genome assembly. NCBI's taxonomy places the organism in Eukaryota, Metazoa, Chordata, Actinopteri, Salmoniformes, Salmonidae.
AUGGUGCGCUACCGGAUCCUGUCCCAGACGCCACACAGCCCCAUCCCCAACAUGUUCACCAUCAACAGUGAGACCGGAGACAUUGUCACCGUGGCAGCAGGCCUCGAUCGCGAGGUCAGUAACCCUGGUAACGCUGGUGGGAUGUGUUCUCACUCAAAAGUAGGGCCCAGAGUUUUUCCUGUUCAGGUCAGAAAAACUCCUGGCCCUCCACAUAAGGAAAGAGGAUAAUGUCAUGUGAAACUCAAGGUUCAUUUCCCACAGUGUGUUUGUGUUGUGGUAAUAGCAGUGCUGGAACUGCCUCUGGGAACAACCUGUUCUCAGAGCAUUUCGUAUUAUUUUGUAUGUAAAUCCGAGACUCUCCAUUUAGUAUGAUACAGUAUGUUACGUUUCAUAUGGUAUGUAUUAAUUUGUGAAUGUCCAUCACCCAUUUCGUAUGAUAUGUUACGAAUUACAAUUUGUAUUAUAUGUUUUGAAUUUUCAAAACAUACAAUAUAUUACGGAUUUGCUAAACGUACUAUAUGUUAUGAUUUCUGCUAAAUGUAUGAUAUGUCACGAAUUCUAGAUAGGUGGCUAGGUGGCUAACGUUAGCUAGCUGUCUAACGUUAGCUAGGCUAGGGAAUGGGUUAGGGGUUAGGGUUAUGGCUGGGUUAAGUUUAGGAGUUAGGUUAAAUGGUUAAAGUUAGGGUUAGGGGAAAGGUUAAGGUUAAGUUUAGGAGUUAGAUUAAAGGGUUAAAGAUAGGGUUAGGGUUAAGUGAAGGGUUGGCUAAAAUGGUUAAGGUUAGGGUUAGUGGAAUUGUUAGCUAACAUGCUAAGUAGUUGCAAAGUAGCUAAAAAGUAGUAAGUAGUUGAAAGUUGCAUACAUUUUUAAAGUUGUCCGUGAUGAGAUUUGAACUCUCAACUUUGGGUUAAAUACCUACCCAUCCACCCCAACCAACCACCCUAUUUUCAUUUUUGCUUUAAGUAACCAUCUGUCUUAUGUAACCAUACCAAAUGUAACAUACAGUAUCAUACUUAUUUGAGUGUCUCUGAUUUUACAUCUAGUCUAUGAGACCAGGCUGCUGGGAAAGACUUCUGUAGCAGAAUCAUUCAGAUGAUGGGAUGUUUGUAGGCUACACUGAGUGUACAAAACAUUAGGAACACCUUCCUAAUAUUGAGUUGCACCCGCUUUUGCCCUCAGAACAGCCUCAAUUUGUUGGGGCAUGGACUGCAAGCUGUCGAAUGCGUUCCGCAGGGAUACUGGUUCAUAUUGACUCCAAUGCGUUCCACAGUUGUGUCAAGUUGGCUGGAUGCCCUUUGGAUGGUGGACCAUUCUUGAUACACACAGGAAAUUGUUGAGCAUGAAAAACCCUAGCAGCACUGCAGUUCUUGACACACUCAAACUAGUGUGCCUGGCACUUUCUACCAUACCCUGUUCAAAGGCACUUCAAUCUUUUGUCUUGCUCAUUUACCCUAUGAAUGGCACACAUACACAGUCCAUGUCUCAAUUGUCUCAAGGCAUAAAAAUCCUUCUUUAACCUGUCUCCUCAACUUCCUCUACACUGAUUGAAGUGGAUUUUACAAGUGACAUCAAUAAGGGAUCAUAGAUUUCACCUGGAUUCACCUCGUCAGUUUAUGUCAUGAAAAGAGUUCCUAAUGUUUUGUACACUCAGUGUAUUUGACCAUUGAGUGCUUUGUUUGACUGUGUGUAUGUUUGAUCACUAGUUGCUCUGCUUAACUCUUUAUUUUCUUCUUUCUGUGUGUUUGUCCUGUAGAAAGUGUCCCAGUACAGCAUCAUCGUCCAGGCCACGGACAUGGAGGGCAACCUAAACUUCGGCCUGUCCAACACGGCCACCGCCAUCAUCUCUGUCACAGAUAUCAAUGACAACCCACCCGAGCUCACCUCCAGAACCGUGAGUGGAGGGAGGAGAGAGAGGAGGGGAACAUGGAGGGGGAGGGGGAGGGAAAGGGGAGGGGGAAGAUGGGGAAGGUAUGGGAGAUGGAGGAGUGGAAUUCAGGGAGAAGGGUAGAAGAUGAGAGGGAUGAGGAGAGAGGGAGAGGGGAAGGGGUGAAACACAGCCCUUGUAUCAUCUCAGAGAAAGCACACACACCUGACCUGAGUGAAAUAAAUGUCCAAUCUUGAGCUUUCAUCACCUAGAAAACAAUAGCAAGCAGACCUACCUAUGAUAAUAGUGGUGAUAAUGGUUAUAAGUAUGAUCCUUACCGUAUAUUUAAAAAAAGUAAUUAUUGGAGGCACAGGACCAAAUCAAAGUAGAGAAUGAAGUGUGUGAUCAAACGGCAUGGAGACUAGCACACAUUGCUGCCAACGUAUCCAUACAUCUUCUGGUUACCCAGGGAAUGUUGAUUGUUAUAGCCGGGUCUCCAAAAGUGCACGCACGCACACAUACACACACGCCCCCACAAAAGAGACAGACAGACACACACACACAGUCGUACCCUGGAAGCACUACCAGCCAGACAUAGUAAAUGUGUGGAGGGUGAGUGGAGGGAUGCAGGGUUAGGGGGGUGGGGAGGGGAGGGGUGAGGUUGAGGUUGAGGUUGAGGGGGGAGGUGGGGGGAGGGGGGAGGCAGGGAGUAGAAGAAGUAUUCCUGAUAGUUGGGAAAUGAGAAAACUCCAAGAGUGAUUUGUUAUCUGGAUGGCUGGAAUGGGUAGGAUGGCUAAAAGAGUAAAGGAGGGUUAGCUGAGAGGAAACAGUAAGUAAGUGUAUGUGGGCUGUAAUUUCUACAGCGAGGUGCUUGACACAAAAGUGUAUAGGGAGAAAUGAUUCUGUGUUGCUUUGUUGGAGCGUGUGAGAGCGUGUAUAGCAGGGGAGGGGUAUACUUCAGACCUUUUAAGUUAUUUAUGUGAAAACAAUUAAGCAGUUAGAUCAUCUUAUGAUUGUAAGCAAGGAUAUGUCAGGUCAUGAGCUGAAUUGAAAUCCGGUCCUGGGUAUGUGUGAUAGGUACUACACAGUGCAGGUAGCAGGUGGUAAGAGUUUGUAUAUGUGUUAACUUAUAUGCCUUAUGUGGCAAACAAAAUGAAAUAUCCCUCUCACACCCCAUCAGCUAGAGAAGGUGGGGGAAGGUGAGAAUGAGGAGAGAGAGAGAGAGAGAGAGAGAGAGAGAGAGAGAGAGAGAGAGAGAGAGAGAGGAGAGAGAGAGAGAGAGAGAGAGACAGAGAGAGAGAGAGAGAGAGAGAGGGGGAUGCUUUAGCGUUGAUAUGAGAUUGUUGUAAAAUUUGGGGACAGGCCCUUGAGCAGGUGUAGUCAUGUGUGUGUGUGUGACUGUGUGUGUGUGUCUCAUUAACCCUGUGUCAGUCAUUAAGGCGUGCUGAGCCCUCCGGUGGCCCAGGUGGCGAUCUGAGCUGAUUAACUCAGCUGUUUAUCAGUGCAACAGGAAACAGCUUACGCAGGUGGAGCGCUUCACGACACAAUCAUUAGGAGAGCACUGAGAGUUGAGGAAGAAGGGGAGGGAGGAACGAAGGACAUUUAACAAGAGAGAGGGAGAUGGGGAGAGAGCAGAGAAGACAGGGGUAUAAGAAAGGUAAGAGACAGAAGUGAGAGGAAAGAAAGGGAUAUUAGAAAGAUGACCUAACAGUUUAGAAUAUGAUGCUUCACACAUACAGUGCCUUCAGAAAGUAUUCGCACCCCUUGACUUUUUCCACAUUUUGUUGUGUUACAAAGUGGGAUUCAAAUGGAUUUAAUUUACAUUUUUUGUCAACGAUCUACACAAACUUCACUGUAAUAUCAAGGUGGAAAAAAAUUCUAACAAUUGUCAAAUAUUUAUGAAAAAUAAAACACUCAAAUAUGUCUUGAUUAGAUAAGUAUUCAACCUCCUAAAUCAAUACAUGUUAGAAUCACCUUUGGCAGCGAUUACAACCGUGAGUCUUUCUGGGUAAGUCUCUAAGAGCUUUGCACACAUGGACAAUAUUUGCACCGUAUUCUUCUAGGAUUUUGCCUGUGCUUACCUCUAGUCCUUUUUAUCAUAAAAAAACUCCAUAGUCCUUGCUAUUGACAAGCAUUCCCAUAACAUGAUGCAGCUACCACCAUGCUUUAAAAUAUGAAGAGUGGUACUCAGUGAUGUGUUGUGUUGGAUUUGCCCCAAACAUAACGCUUUGUAAUCUGGACAUAAAGUUAAUUUCUUUGCCACAUUUUUUGCAGUUUUACUUUAGUGCCUUAUUGCAAACAGGAUGCAUGAUUUGGAAUAUUUGUAUUCUGUACAGGCGUCCUUCUUAUCACUCUAUUAAUUAUAUAAACAGUACCAGUAAAAAGUUUGGACACACCUACUCAUUCAAGGGUUUUUCUUUAUUUGUACUAUUUUCUACAUUGUAGAAUAAUAGUGAAGACAUCAACACUUUGAAAUAACACAUAUGGAAUCAUGUAGUAACCAAAAAAAGUGUUAAACAAAUCAAAAUAUAUUUUAGAUUUUAGAUUCUUCAAAGUAGCCACCCUUUGCUUUGAGGACAGCUUUGCACACUCUUGGCAUUCUCUCAAACAGCUUCACCUGGAAGGUUCCCACAUAUACUGAGCACUUGUUAGCUGCUUUUCCUUCACUCUACGGUCCAACUCAUCCCAAACCAUCUCAAUUGGGUUGAGGUCAGGUGAUUGUGGAGGUCAGGUCAUCUGAUGCAGCACACCAUCACUCUCCUUCUUGGUCAAAUAGCCCUUACACAGCCUGGAGAUGUGUUGGGUCAUUGUCCUGUUGAAAAACAAAUAAUAGUCCCACUAAGCGCAAACCAGAUGGGAUGGCAUAUCGCUGCAGAAUGCUGUGGUAGCCAAGCUGGUUAAGUGUGCCUUGAAUUCUAAAUAAAUCAUAGACAAUGUCACCAGCAAAGCACCCCCACACCAUCACACCUCCUUCUCCAUGCUUCACGGUGGGAACCACACAUGCGGAGAUCAUCCUUUCACCUACUCUGCGUCUUACAAAAAUACGGCUGUUGGAACCAAAAAUCUCAAAUUUGGACUCAUCAGACCAAAGGACAGAUUUCCACCAGUCUAAUGUCAAUUUCUCGUGUUUCUUGGCCCAAGCAAGUCACUUCUUCUUAUUGGUGUCCUUUAGUAGUGGUUUCUUUGCAGCAAAAUCGACCAUGAAGGCCUGGUUUACGCAGUCUCCUCUGAACAGUUGAUGUUGAGAUGUGUCUGUUACCUGAACUCAGUGAAGCAUUUAUUUGGUCUGCAAUUUCUGAGGCUGGUAACUUGAUAUAACGACUUUUGAUACAGGAUGUAUUAAUGUACAGUGGGGAAAAAAAGUAUUUAGUCAGCCACCAAUUGUGCAAGUUCUCCCACUUAAAAAGAUGAGAGAGGCCUGUAAUUUUCAUCAUAGGUACACGUCAACUAUGACAGACAAAUUGAGGAAAAAAAAUCCAGAAAAUCACAUUGUAGGAUUUUUAAUGAAUUUAUUUGCAAAUUAUGGUGGAAAAUAAGUAUUUGGUCACCUACAAACAAGCAAGAUUUCUGGCUCUCACAGACCUGUAACUUCUUCUUUAAGAGGCUCCUCUGUCCUCCACUCGUUACCUGUAUUAAUGGCACCUGUUUGAACUUGUUAUCAGUAUAAAAGACACCUGUCCACAACCUCAAACAGUCACACUCAAAACUCCACUAUGGCCAAUACCAAAGAGCUGUCAAAGGACACCAGAAACAAAAUUGUAGACCUGCACCAGGCUGGGAAGACUGAAUCUGCAAUAGGUAAGCAGCUUGGUUUGAAGAAAUCAACUGAGGGAGCAAUUAUUAGGAAAUGGAAGACAUACAAGACCACUGAUAAUCCAACCACACGGGGGGACCUAGUGAAUGACCUGCAGAGAGCUGGGACCAAAGUAACAAAGCCUACCAUCAGUUACACACUACGCCACCAGGGACUCAAAUCCUGCAGUGCCAGACGUGUCCCCCUGCUUAAGCCAGUACAUGUCCAGGCCCGUCUGAAGUUUGCUAGAGUGCAUUUGGAUGAUCCAGAAGAGGAUUGGGAGAAUGUCAUAUGGUCAGAUGAAACCAAAAUAGAACUUUUUGGUAAAAACUCAACUCGUCGUGUUUGGAGGACAAAGAAUGCUGAGUUGCAUCCAAAGAACACCAUACCUAUUGUGAAGCAUGGGGGUGGAAACAUCAUGCUUUGGGGCUGUUUUUCUGCAAAGGGACCAGGACGACUGAUCUGUGUAAAGGAAAGAAUGAAUGGGGCCAUGUAUCGUGAGAUUUUGAGUGAAAACCUCCUUCCAUCAGCAAGGGCAUUGAAGAUGAAACGUGGCUGGGUCUUUCACCAUGACAAUGAUCCCAAACACACCGCCCGGGCAACGAAGGAGUGGCUUCGUAAGAAGCAUUUCAAGGUCCUGGAGUGUCCUAGCCAGUCUCCAGAUCUCCACCCCAUAGAAAAUCUUUGGAGGGAGUUGAAAUUCUGUGUUGCCCAGCGACAGCCCCAAAACAUCACUGCUCUAGAGGAGAUCUGCAUGCCAAAAUACCACCAAGACUUACAGAAAACGUUUGACCUGUGUCAUUGCCAACAAAGGGUAUAAAACAAAGUAUUGAGAAACUUUUGUUAUUGACCAAAUACUUAUUUUCCACCAUAAUUUGCAAAUAAAUUCAUUAAAAAUCCUACAAUGUGAUUUUCUGGGAAAAGAUUUCUCAUUUUGUCUGUCAUAGUUGACGUGUACCUAUGAUGAAAAUUACAGGCCUCUCUCAUCUUUUUAAGUGGGAGAACUUGCACAAUUGGUGGCUGACUAAAUACUUUUUUCCCCCACUGUAUAUAUAUAUAUAUAUACUGUAUCCAGUCGUGGUCAAAUGUUUUGAGAAUGACACAAGUAUUGGUCUUCACAAAGUUCGCUGCUUCAGUGUUAUGAUAUAUUUUUGUCAGGUGUUACUAUGGUGUACUGAAGUAUAAUUACAAGCAUUCCGUAAGUGUCAAAGGCUUUCAUUGACAAUUACAUUAAGUUUAUGCAAAGAGUCAAUAUUUGCAGUGUUGACCCUUCUUUUUCAAGACCUCUGCAAUCCACCCUGGCAUGCUGUCAAUUAUCUUCUGGGCCACAUCCUGACUGAUGGCAGCCCAUUCUUGCAUAAUCAAUGCUUGGAGUUUGUCAGAAUUUGUGGGUUUUUGUUUGUCCACCCACCUCUUGAGGAUCGACAACAAGUUCUCAAUGGGAUUAAGGUCUGGGGAGUUUCCUGGCCAUGGACCCAAAAUGUCGAUGUUUUGUUCCCGAGCCACUUAGUUAUCACUUUUGCCUUAUGGCAAGGUACUCCAUCAUGCUGGAAAAGGCAUUGGUCGUCACCAAACUGUUCUUGGAUGGUUGGGAGAAGUUGCUCUCGGAGGAUGUGUUGGUACCAUUCUUUAUUCAUGGCUGUGUUCUUAGGCAAAAUUGUGAGUGAGCCCACUCCCUUGGCUGAGAAGCAACCCCACACAUGAAUGGUCUCAGGAUGCUUUAUUGUUGGCAUGACACAGGACUGAUGGUAGCGCUCACCUUGUCUUCUCCGGACAAGGUGUUUUCCGGAUGCCCCAAACAAUCGGAAAGGGGAUUCAUCAGAGAAAAUGACUUUACCCCAGUCCUCAGCAGUCCAAUCCCUGUACCUUUUGCAGAAUAUCAGUCUGUCCCUGAUGUUUUUCCUGUAGAGAAGUGGCUUCUUUGCUGCCCUUCUUGACACCAGGCCAUCCUCCAAAAGUCUUCGCCUCACUGUGCGUGCAGAUGCACUCACACCUGCCUGCUGCCAUUCCUGAGCAAGCUCUGCACUGGUGGUGCCCCGAUCCCGCAGCUGAAUCAACUUUAGGAGACGGUCCUGGCGCUUGCUGGACUUUCUUGGGCGCCCUGACGCCUUCUUCACAACAAUUGAACCUCUCGCCUUGAAGUUCUUGAUGAUCCGAUAAAUGGUUGAUUUAGGUGCAAUCUUACUAGCAGCAAUAUCCUUGCCUGUGAAGCCCUUUUUGUGCAAAGCAAUGAUGACGGCACGUGUUUCCUUGCAGGUAACCAUGGUUAACAGAGGAAUAACAAUGAUUUCAAGCACCACCCUCCUUUUAAAGCUUCCAGUCUGUUAUUCUAACUCAAUCAGUAUGACAGAGUGAUCUCCAGCCUUGUCCUCGUCAACACUCUCACCUGUGUUAAUGAGAGAAUCACUGACAUGAUGGCAGCUGGUCCUUUUGUGGAAAUAGGGAUGAAAAUAGGGCUGAAAUACAGUGGAAAUGUUUUUGGGGGAUUAAGUUCAUUUUCAUGGCGAAGAGGGACUUUGCAAUUAAUUGCAAUUCAUCUGAUCCCUCUUCAUGACAUUCUGGAGUAUAUGCAAAUUGCCAUCAUCAAAACUGAGCCAGAAGACUUUGUGAAAAUUAGUAUUUGUGUCAUUCUCAAAACUUUUGACCACGACUGUAUAUUUCUCUAUAUACUGUAUGACUUUUAGCAUGUGUGUUUUCCCCAUCUGGACAUCAGCAGCAUCUCCAGUUGUGAGUAGACAGGAGUCUUGGGGAGCUUAGGAAUUAGCAUUAACAUGCACCCUGGGGGCCAUUAAGAUCCUUAUGAUUAGGAGUUAACGGAGUUGCUAAGCAUGUCAGACGUAAGGUUCAUCAACGAUCUGCUGCUACACAGCUACACAGCAGGGGCAAGCACAGAUAAAGGGAUAGAGAGGAAAGGGGAGAGGGAGGAGAGAGGGGAGGGGAGAGGAGAGGGAGGAGAAGAGAGAAGAGAGGAGAGGGAGGAGAGAGGAGAGGAGAGGAAGGAGAGGGUUGUGGCCUGCAAGGGAGAGCGUUGAUAAAUGGGGAUAGGGUGGAGGAGAGAAAGAAAUUAUAGAAGGUGGUGGGUUAAAGGAGAAGAGAGCGUGGUAGGUAAGAAACGUGUAAGGAGCUGCAGUAUUAGAUAUGAUGUGCUAUUCUAGCUAUACCAUGUCCAUAAGGAGAACAUACACACAGUCAGGCCUAUUUUAAAUCAGACCCUUUUUUACUGCAUUAGGAUUCUACAGUUGUGGUAGCGUAUUGAUGAUAGUAGUUUGUAACAGAUGGAGUCUCAUCCACUGUAUUUGUGUGGGUUUAAGUGCAUUUCAAUCACCCAGCACAGAUGGGGGUAGCUAAAUAAAUGCCGUGGCUGAUAUUGAUGAUGAUUGGCCCUGCUAUUUUGCAGAGUGUAGGUCUUGGAGCCACGAUGAGCGGAACACUUUUUACAAGCUCCCUAUAUAAAUCAUUCAGUUCACCAGUGGGCUACAUAAAAGCCAUUUUGUCGACAACGCAGGCCAUUAUGCAAAUAUUUAGGGUUUGCAGUAAAUCUAUCAAAGUGUCCCUGAAAUAUUACUUUUGGGGAAUUUCUCUUUAAUGUUUGAGAUUAAUAUUUCAUCAGGCCUAUCAGAGCCUGGCCUAUUUUUCAAGGCAGGCAGACAGGCAGUGGGUGGGGUGCGUGUGUGUUUCAAAGUGGAUGUGUUUGUCUGUUUGUGUGCUUAUCUGUAAUAGAGUAUAGCUGUAUUCGAAUACUCAUACUAACUGCACUAACCAUACUAUUUGUGAUGUAAAUUGAAUGUAUGUUUAUUGGUCAUAGUAUGGAUAUAGUUAGUAUGCCAAAAGUUCCCGGAUGUCGUACUACAUUCGCCAAAAUAUGAAGUAUACAAGCAGUGGACACUAUUUCCGUGCUUUUAGGGCCCUUAAUGCAAUUCUUCAGAAAAUGGGCGUGGCUUCACAACAUUUUCAAAUUUGAAGAAAAUGGUGGAAAAUAUGCAGCUGAAGUCCGACAAGAGCGGAUACAAAUUAAUUGCUUUAACCAAUUAUGAGCAAUGUAAUAAAGUAAUGACUUUUCAAAUAAGUUACGUUACACGUUAUGUUGGCUGACAAUUUGUUAGCUACGCUUUCCUUACGAACCGCAUAGCAUAUCAUUACAGCUGUAUGUACCGGUAUGUUAGCUAGCUACAUAACAUUAGUUGGCUACUAAUACAUCGAACUUGCCAGCAUAUUAACUAUAUGCUAUCUAACUAACUACCCAACGUUUAUUGACUUGAUUAUUCACGUCAUUCUUAGCAUAGCUAAGUGGUAUUGUUGUUGUGUGUUCUCAAUGGACAUUGUUAAUGAAGUCGUAAGAUGUCUAGCUAGUAAUUUGUUAUGCUAACAAGCUAGCCAGAAGUUGGAUAGCAACAGCAUCCACUUCCGGUAGACAGGCGAAGCGCUAGUACCAUCAACUGAAAGGAUACCGUUUGUUUACAGUAUACUAAAAUGAACAUAUAAUUUAGUAUGUAGUAUAUACUCAUUAAGUAUGUAGUAUACAGUAUGUUAGUAUGGGUAUUCGAACACAGCUUAUGUGUGUGUGUAUUGGUGUGUAGUUUAUUCCUGUGAGUUUGAGAAAAAAGUAGACGUGUUUGUGUGUGUGCAUGCAUGUGUGUGUACCCCAUGCUCAUUAGUGAGGAAUAACCCCAGCCAGUAGGAACACCAGAUUGGCCUGCAUCUUGUUCUCCUGUCUCAUUUUACAUCACCUAGGCCCCAUGAUGAAGCUCCCUGUCACCCCCUCUCUCCCUCUACCUCUCCCUGCCUCCCCCUACCUCUCCCUACACCUCCCCCUACCUCUCCCUACACCUACUCCUACAUCUCCCCCUGCCUCCCCUACACCUCCCCCUGCCUCCCCUUCACCUCCCCCUGCCUUAGUGUGGUUAUAUAUGGUCCCUACAUGUCCCUAGAUGUCCCUAUUACAGAAAUAACUUUUCUCAAAUUAGUAUGGAGGAUAACCUUGCCUAGCCGACAGCAGCAGCAAAGCAGACUUAGUUAAGAGUGUACACACACACACGCUGCAUCUUUAUCCAAUCCUAGCAGACCAACAGGACCACCCCUCUGUUUCCUUAAGAAUGUCAUUGGUUCUCUAGAGACAACCCUCUUGCCACAGCUCCCUAAUCUGCCUGUGUCUGUGUGCUGGGUAUUAUGGUCUAUUGGAGUGUUUAGGCCGGGGCUUUACUCUUUGAUAUCCCACACUCACCAUAAGAGGCUCUGCGGCUCCUCCAUGCCUGUUACCCAUGACGACAUGGUGACUUUGUGUGGCGGUGCUAUAGCUGCACUACACGUCUGUUGCUAUGACGAGAUGAAGAAAGAUGCGGAAACCAUGCCGGCCUGUUCCCCCGUGCCCCUCUGCUAGUGGUGGUGAUGGGGUGGAUAGGUAAGGGUGGUAGGGGGUAUUUGGGGGGUCAGGGGUAGGUAAGGGGGCUAAUGUUGUUAUUGUGUACGGUCCAGGCACACAGAGAGGGUCCCCUGACCCUGUAGCGGCUGUAGAACUGUGAUCAGUUCCCAACCAUUACAGACAGACAUAUGACAGGCAGCAGCUCACUCCUCUGCUCUAUGGUCUUAUCAGGACAAAGCACAUGUUUCUGCUGCUAGAGAACCUCUAAAACCCGCUGAGAAAGAGACACAAACACAUACACACUGCUGCUUGAGCCCUCACAAAAUCAGGCCUUUUCUCUCCCUCCAUCCAUUGCUCUCUCUCUCCCUCCCUCUGUCUCUCAGAAGAACAGAAAGGAAGAACACUCUGUUCUCACCCAAGAUUGGAGGAGUAGGAGGGCGCAACAAGAAAAUGAUUCCAAACAAGACAAAAUGUGGAGGCAGAGGACAGUAGUGUGUUUAGUUAGUUUAAUGCUCCGGAGUAGAGUUUGUGGAGUGACGAGGUAAUUAAGCCAUUUGACUGCCUACAAAGGAGGAGGAGGAGGAGAAGACUUCCUCUGACUUCCUCUAAUCUCUCUCCCUUUUUCUUUCCCCUCCCAGUUUUCAGGGGAGGUUCCAGAGAACCGGGUCAAUGUUGCGGUUGCCAACCUGACCGUGAUUGACCGCGACCAGCCACGCUCGCCCAACUGGAACGCUGUGUACAGGAUCAUCAGCGGUGACCCCAUA